Messenger RNA from Scheffersomyces amazonensis, 1472 nucleotides. RefSeq lists its product as uncharacterized. The record is from RefSeq and is a predicted model, not a curated record. Lineage: Eukaryota; Fungi; Ascomycota; Pichiomycetes; Serinales; Debaryomycetaceae. The transcript has a single exon. The coding region runs from base 158 to 1441 and encodes 427 amino acids.
AUUGUUAAUUGUUAAUUGUCCCUCAUAUAAUUCAGGAGGUUGAUAUAAGAAUCGCAAACGGCUGUUAAAAAAAGUUGAUAUAAAUAUUUAAUGAACCCUUUGGUUAUGAACAAUAUAUAAUAAAUGGCUAUAGAACAUUUGAAGAUAUAUAUACGAUAUGAAAUCAAGUUAUCUAUUACUAGUCACAUGUAUGGUUAUAUCAUUUUAUGUACCAGAAUUAUCAGUUGCUGCCACCAUUAAAGCAAAACUGAAUAUUCCAAAUUCAUCUAUAUCAAAUUAUACUGAUUCCGAAUCUGAGUCUGAAUCUGAUUAUGAAACUAUAAGUAAUCCUCAUUUAUUUUCAUUCCGAAGUAUUAUAAAUUAUUUUAGAGGACAUUCCUUUGAAGAUGAAAUGGAUUACGAUGGUUAUCAUGAGGGCGCCUAUGAAUACAAUUACGAUAAUCCUGAUUCAAAUGAUGAAGAAAGUGAGGAUGAAGAAGAAAAUACUGAUGAUGAUAAUGACAAUGAUGAUAUAGUGAAUGAAAAUCAAUGGUCUCAUGAUGAUAAUGAUGACUGUGUUCAAAUGGAAGGAGAUAGUGAUGAUGAUUCUGAAAGUGAAAAUGACGCCGAUUAUUACAACUUUGAUUAUGAUGAAGAUGAUUCCGAUUACGAAUUCUACAAGAUUCAUGGAAUGCAAAAUAAUGCUUGGAAUAAGACUAAAAAGAGAGGAGUUAGAAGAAGAACUGAACCUCAAGUUGUUAUUCUAAAUAAUACUAGUAAAGCUAAUAGUACAAUUGAAAUAAAAAUUGAAAAGCCAGAUGAUCAAGAGAUUCUUCUGGUAAUUAAGAAUGCAACAGAUACAGUUUUAAAAUCAAAGGGAUUUAGUAGAGUAAUUGCUGGAGUUAAUGAUGUAAUAUAUGAAGGACUAAGUAAAGCAGCUAAUAGUGCUAAUUUUACAGAAAUGAGUAAAUGGUAUACACUUUAUAAUAUCAUAUUAGAAGCAGGACCAAAGAAUUUUAUAACUACUCUAACAACAGAUGCUCAUGCUAAAGAAAUUGUUAAGGAUAAGAUAAAGAAUGGUGCAGCAUUUGCUCAACAAAAAGUUGAUGCGGUUGAAAAUUUCCGAAAGAAUGUUAAGAAACUUGUUAAAACUGAUCAAUUAGUUAGUAAUAUUAACGUUAGUUCCAAAAAGGCAAUUGGAGAGGCUAGUAAAGCAUUUUCUUUAUCAAAAGUAUGGAGUUUCUUUACUGAAAGUAAUGAUAUUGAUAAUGAUUUUGAAGUAGUAAGUAAUAUUACUUAUCAUUUAUUUACGAAUAGUUCUUUCAAUUGGACAGAUGAUUGUCCAAGCAAUAAAACUAAUAGUUCAGAUGAUGAUGAUGAUGUUAUAGAUGGAGCUCCAAUGAAUAUCUGUAGUAUAUUACCAGGUAUUAUAUUGGCCACUAUCAUAUGUUUGAUAGUUUAAAUAUAUAUAUAUAUAUAUAUAUAUAUUACAU